CAUGCCCACCCUUUCUCACCAUCUUCAUCCUUGCCAUCCUCAUCCUCGCCCUCCUUCAGGACCAAGUCCUAAGUAGGUCAAGAAGGUUUUUUCCCCCGUGCAAACCAACCCGAGGGGCAAAACCUGCCUCCAGCAUCACUGUGGGUCAUGUACCCCCCAAAAAUGAACCCAUUAUCCCCACUUGCUAUAACUUUGCCCCCAGAAAAACCCUCCACGCCGAAGGCAAGGCUCAUCACAUCUUGGCUCGCAUCCUCUGCAUGUGAUGUUGUGUUCCACGAAACUCCAAAGCGAGCUGCCGUCUCCUUUAAGUGUUAGGAGGGAGUUGGAGGCUGCGAAAUAAAAUUGGAGGAGGGAAAAUAAAAAAAAAAAAAAAAAAAAAAAAAAAAAAAAAAAAAAAGAGGAGAAAGGGAGGAAAAAAAAAAUAAGGCACCCCUCCUUCCCCCCCAAAAGCCUGGCAGGGGUGUCGGGCUGAUAGGCUCGCCCGGAGGAAAGCGCAUUACGUAGGCAAGCGGCUCCGCUCAACUUGCCACCUGCGCCGGGAGAGCUGCCGGGGAAGCGAGAUCCUGCCGGAGCCCCUCGCCCGCCGCUGGCCGCCCACCCGCCCUCCGCCAUGGACUGCUGCAAUGAGGGAGCCUGCACAAAGCUGGACGAGGACAUCCUGGACAUCCCUUUGGACGAUCCUGAUGCCAACGCGGCAGCUGCCAAGAUCCAGGCCAGUUUCCGUGGCCAUAUGACCCGCAAGAAGAUCAAAGGGGGUGAGAUUGAUCGGAAAACCAAGGACGCCGAGUGCGCCAACAGCACCCGCGGCGGCGACCUCCGCAACGGCGACUAGGGGCCACCAGCUGCUCACCGGAACCCCCUCGCCACCGAACCCCUCCCGCCGCCGCCCGUCGAGGCCCAGGAGCCCCCGCUUCACCCCCUGCCCCCCGCAUGCGUCCCCCGGGGUGCCCCCACAGCCAGGACCUGCCCCUGUCCCUGGCUGCCCCCCCCCACCCCAGACACCCCCCGCCCCAAUA
Molecule: messenger RNA, 1016 nt
Organism: Cinclus cinclus
Lineage: Eukaryota; Metazoa; Chordata; Aves; Passeriformes; Cinclidae
Gene: NRGN
Product: neurogranin
Exons: 3
Coding region: 611-832 (73 amino acids)
Molecular function (GO): calmodulin binding
Source: RefSeq, a predicted model, not a curated record